CAUUACAUCCGGGCCAACGGCGAUGCACCACAUGCACCGCACUUCAGCCAAGCGUCCAGUUCCUCAAAUUGGGCGAAGCUAACCACAGAAUUGACCGAGCUCAAAACCACAAGACCAGUGUCCCGAUCAAGGCCGAAUUCGUAUCCUUGCAUUCUCAAAAUGGGCAACCACGACAUACAGAAAGUGGCGAUUGUCGGCGCCGGCAUCUUUGGCCUCUCGUUGGCCAUUUCUCUGUGUAAAAGAGGCCACAAUGUCACCGUGUUUGACCAGCAUCAAUAUGACAAGACUGGGUAUCAACCGUCAGACGACAACCCUCAGCUAGUUGCGUCUGUAGACCACAACAAGAUUUUUCGCGCGUCGUAUGGGACGAAGCUGCACUACCAGAGGCUCGCGCUCGAAAGUCGCGAGGCGUGGAUCGCGAUCAACAAGGAGCUACGUGACGCAGACGAUGGAGCUGAUGACCUCUUUGUCCCCUGCGGCAUGCUUCGUGUUCAGCCCACUGCCUCUCUCAGUCUGCUGGAGCAGGAGACCCUCGCCAACAUGACGCGCGACGGGCUGCGUGAUACGCAGUUUGUGGAGGGAAGCUCUGAAGAUCGUGAGCGCGCCGCUGAGCGUGGUUGGACGGAGAAGCUACUCGAGUUUCCGAUUCCCGACGAUUCAGACAGGCGCAGCUUUGAGGCUGUGCUGGACUCUCUGGCAGGCUUUACGCGCUGCCACAGGGGCUGCGCCUACUUUCACAGCGUCGCUGAAAAAGCGGGAGUGGUCUUCCGGUUUGGACCCCAGCAGGGUUGCUUUGACAGCUUGAUUGAGGAGCAGGUCAACGGUGGCAAGAGAGCGGUCGGACUAAGAACCAAGGACGGACAGGCUCACGAUGCCGAUGUGGUUGUCAUUGCAGCUGGCUCAUUUUCCACCCAGCUCCUUCCGGACCUCUCUUACCACCUAGAGUCCUCUGCUGGCAGCGUAGCGACGUUCAAGAUUGACAAAGCUGACGCGCAGCUCUGGGACAAGUACUCGCCGGAAAAGUUCCCCGUCAUCACCUGGAAAAGCGCACCAAGGGGUAAGGACGGCAGGGACACGGGCAGUGUGUACGUCUUGCCACGCACUCCGGAAGGUUUUGUGAAGAUUGGCUACCGAGGAGUCAAGUUUACCAACUUUCGCCCGGCUCCCGACGGAACGCCAUUCACACAGGACGGCAAAUGGUCUAUCCCCCUUCCUCCUUCGGAAUUCCAGUCGCUUCCUUCCUUCUCUGCAGACGCUAUCCGGGAGUUUGUGGCAAUCUUCCUGCCCGAGUUCAAAGAUGUGCCCUUUUACUCCACCAAGCUAUGCUGGUACACGGACUCGCUCGACAACUCGUUCUUGAUCGAUUACGUACCUACCUAUGCGGACAAGUCGGUGUUUGUAUGCUCGGGCGGCAGUGGACACGGGGCCAAGUUUAUGCCGGUCCUUGGCGAGCAUGCAGCAGAUGUAUUCGAGAACGGUGAUGCGAGCACCACUCCGAUGCGCCCCUUUUGGCGCUGGCGGGAGGACGUGCCGAGACGCAACGGACUUCAGGAGGGACCCGAUGGCCCGCGGAACAUUGGGGAAAAGACGGUGUAGCCUGCAUCCAGACAUUAUGAUGGAGUUCACGAUGAACAUCAACAGUUGCCAUGGAUCUGCUGCGAAAUUUUACCGCUUUUAUAACGAAGACUGAAUGUUAAACGCCACAUAUCAAUGUGAAGCCGAUCUGAACAUCAAAGAUAUCUCACAUUGUUUGUGUGCCCUCUACUAUGUAACUCUUCCAUCUAUUUUGGCCAUAUGAUCACGCAUCGUACACAGUCAUGUAAUACCUUCAUUGCGUGCUAAUCCACCUG
Molecule: messenger RNA, 1850 nt
Organism: Purpureocillium takamizusanense
Lineage: Eukaryota; Fungi; Ascomycota; Sordariomycetes; Hypocreales; Ophiocordycipitaceae
Exons: 8
Coding region: 160-1596 (478 amino acids)
Molecular function (GO): flavin adenine dinucleotide binding; sarcosine oxidase activity
Source: RefSeq, a predicted model, not a curated record